Molecule: messenger RNA, 1367 nt
Organism: Camarhynchus parvulus
Lineage: Eukaryota; Metazoa; Chordata; Aves; Passeriformes; Thraupidae
Gene: BDKRB2
Product: bradykinin receptor B2
Exons: 1
Coding region: 3-1145 (380 amino acids)
Biological process (GO): smooth muscle contraction; G protein-coupled receptor signaling pathway; neutrophil chemotaxis
Cellular component (GO): membrane
Molecular function (GO): bradykinin receptor activity
Source: RefSeq, a predicted model, not a curated record
AAAUGGUUUCCAUCACAGCUGAAAAUGUUACGCAGCUGUACAACACAACUACCCGGGCGCUCACAGUCAGUCCAGAAUAUUCCCACAAUAAUUCAGGAGUGCAUCAGAUAGAUCAAUAUGAAUGUGUUAGUGCAGAUGUGUGGAAAUGGCUACAGGAUUUUCAGCCUGCAUUUCUCUGGUUUAUAUUUAUUCUGGGAUCAAUAGAAAAUUCCUUUGUGCUCACUGUCCUGUGUUUCCACAAGAGUAGCUGCACAGUGGCUGAAAUUUACCUAGCAAACAUGGCUUUUGCUGACCUAAUGUUGGUCUGUACUUUACCUUUCUGGGCCAUGAAUAUUUCUAAUAAUUUUCAUUGGCCUUUUGGCCAGUUUCUCUGUAAAGCCAUCAACAUUAUGAGUUACAUGAAUUUAUAUUCUAGCAUUUAUUUCCUGACACUAGUGAGCAUUGACCGCUACCUGGCCCUGGUGAAAACCAUGUCCCUUGGACGGAUGAGACGAACUGUCUGUGCCAAAUGGAAUUGUUUUGUAAUUUGGACAUGUGCACUGCUCAUGUGUUCGCCUACAAUGGUGUUUCGAAAUUUGCAUUAUUUUGAAGAGUACAACAUCACAGCCUGUGUUCUUCUUUACCCAGCUAGCUUCUGGGAGCCCACAAACAACUCCUUGCUGAAUAUUGUGGGGUUUGUGAUCCCAUUCUGUGUAAUUACCUAUUGCACUGUGCAAAUCAUCAAAGCCCUACGAAGCAGUGAGCUACGAAAAAUGAAGGUAGUCCAGACAGAGAGAAGAGCCACCAUGCUGGUCUUUGCUGUGCUCCUGCUGUUCAUCAUUUGCUGGCUUCCAUUCCAGAUCAGCACAUUCAUCGACACAAUCCGUUACUUCUCACCCACUCUCAAGUGCCUGGAGGACAUCAACGACAUACUGACCCAGAUAGCCACAUACUGCUCCUUUAGCAACAGCUGCCUGAACCCAGUCUUGUAUGUGAUUGUUGGGAAAAACUUCCAGAAGAAGGCUGUGGAAUUCUACAAGGACUUGUUCACAAAGAGGUGCAGGAAAUCACAGUCUGUGCAGAUGGAAAACUCCCUGGACACUUUAAGAACUUCCAUUUCAAGUGAAUACCCAAGGAAAAAGUCUGUUUUGUCAUUACGCCAGUAGCAUAAUUUUAGAAAAUCCUUAAAGGAAGAAAGCCUUCUAACAUGUCAGUCUCCACUAAUAUCCGUCUGCUAUGGGUCCACAGAGUAAACAUGUGGUAGUGUUCAUUACGUGAGGGAAAAGUGUGGUUUGAUCUUAGUGGAAAUUCCAUAAAGAUACCUGCUUCUAAUGUUACUGGAUGUUUUUCAUGAUUGAAUCCUAUUUUGUAGCUUGCUUACAUUUUCA